AUGGAGUUCAAAAAGUUUAAGUUUCUUUCUAAACAAUUUUUCGAAGAAUUGUUCAGGAUCGAAAGAGGGACUGAGAGAAUGAGGGAGCAAUUGGCUGAAUAUGAGAAUUUUGAGCCAUUUUCUGUGUAUAGAUGAAUUGAUGUGCAUAGUAUUGGGUGUAUAAAGCCUAAAAUGUUAAAAUAAAUAUUUACUAAGAGAGGUAGAUGCGGCUGAUUGCAAGGAAAUUAUAGAAGGAAUUUCUAGACCAAGAGAUCCUCCAACAUUGUCUUUUAAAGAAUUUUAUAAUUAUAUCAUGCCAAAUUCUAAUAAAAAGCUAAGAAUGGAUGCUCUUUUUCGUGAGCAGAAGUUCGUAGAUAUUCCAAAGCCAGAAAGGCUUAAUGAAGAUCGAAUGAAGCGUUAUGUAGAACUUUUUACAGAGAAACUGAUUCACCAACAAAAGAAAAUACAUCUGCUACUUACUGAUAUGUUUAUACAAGAGUUGAAGAUAAUUCAUUUGUUUCAGAAAGAAAAGUAUCAUGUUGUGGUGACCACUUCGAUUCUUAAUCCAGGGAGCCAGAAGUGCCUCCCAACUGCAUAUAAUGCCAAAUAUAAGGUGCAAGCUAGAGAUAUUCUGAAAUAUUUUAAAACACUUGGAAUUAAGGCUACUUGGGAUGAAGUCAACUUUUUAAUUAGGAGAUUCUUGUAUGAGUCUCCAUAUUUCUCUGUCCCUAGACCGCUCAGAUGGGAUUGGAAAGAUUAUGAAAAUACAGAUGGUGAUGAAACUCACUUUGAAUCUGAUGAUAUGCAAUUUCCUACAAGUCGAAGAAAGAUGAGCGACAUAAGUAGUAGAACCAUUGCUAAAAGUGAGAAGAAACAUCCGUAUAUGCGCCGAUAUCAUCCUUAUGAAGAGAACCAGAAGAAGAAUUAUAAAGCCUUUAUGGAUGAUAAGAAGAGGAAGAAGCCUCAAUCCUCACAUAGAGGUACCAGGGAGACCAAUCUAGAAAAUUUUAACUUCCCAGAGUUUCCUAAAGAUGAGAAGAAAGGGCCAAAAAGUUCAAUAAAAUUUGCCAGAAAUUUAGCAAUGAACAAUUUUGCCAACCAGAAAAAGCCGAAACCUCAUGUUUCACAACGAUCUAAGAGUGCUAUAAAGAAGCAAGAUUUUUCAAAACCAGCUAUCGAUCCAAAGUUACUCGAGAUGGAAUUAAAUUUUUUGACGACCAUGAUGCGACAAAAUAAAAUUCUGACUAAUAAGACAAGACCCAGGGGUCGGAAGUCUUCUACCUUUGCUUCAUCAACAAAGCCAAAACUCACACAUAAGAGUAUGGGUACAAGGGGAAGUGGGCGUGUGAAGAAAAGCAAUAGCAAAAAUAUAUCUGGUAAAAAUAGUGGUAGAAGAAAGAAAUCAAAGAAAAGGAAAAAUGUGAUUCCUAAUUGAGACCUUAAUGAGGUCUUCGGGCCUUUGUGUCAAAGAAAAUGCAGAAGGUGUCCUGCAUGAUACGAACUAUCUCCAGGUGUUAGAAGCCAACUUGAGGAUUACAUCUAGUUAUGAAUUUUUCAACAGA
Moneuplotes crassus is the source of this 1541-nucleotide messenger RNA. The record is from the annotation of a GenBank genome assembly. NCBI's taxonomy places the organism in Eukaryota, Ciliophora, Spirotrichea, Euplotida, Euplotidae.